UUCUGUAAGCCGUACUGCUCUAUGCAAAUACAAUGAGCUCUUCUUCUAUGGCAGACUACACUCAUAAAGUGUUUUGCCGCCACCUACUGUACGGGGUAGUAAAAUAUCCCCAAAAACGAAAUAUGUUUUGGAUUAACAAAUUCAUACUAACUACCAAAAAAAAAAUACUAACCAAAAUUCACGCUACUUCUUCUGUUAAAAUCACAAAGUAUAAUGUGGUCCCUACACAGGCGCAAAUGCGAUGAUAUGCAUGCAAUGCUUUGUUAUUGAGAGGUUGUUUUUUUCUUUUUCGUGAGUUAUGGUACCUCAGAGCUCCCCAGGUCACCCCCUUCUCGGGCGCUCACUUUUUGUUGUGGCACUUCCCGAUUUACAAAUUAAGCACUGGCUGGACGUAUCUAACUGGUCUUGAAACUGUGACAACGGGCAGCUUCUCCCCGCUUGGCUCGAUGGGAUAUGUAGUGAUUUAGCCAACACAGCCAUAUAUGUACACAGUCUUGUACCCUUAACCUUUUUUCAACUGACUAUCUUAUUUGUUCAUUAAAUCGGACUUUAUUCAUAUAAUGAGUAAUCCAGGAAUGUCACGAGUUAAUUGACACGAGAAAACUCGAGAAAAUAGCAACUCUUCAAAUCGCAAUGACAAUAAUGAAUGGCUAAAUUACUUCCGGACACUAGGGUCCGCGGAGCUCCUCCUCAACACUAUACACACCCAUUCAGUAGAUAUUUGAACCUUUUUAGUUAUCAUCUGUUCAUGCACCAGAUUGGAAUGCACAUUUUGUUUGCUCAAGUGGUGUCUACUGUCCAGUGCAUCAGGGGAAGUUUUAAUUGCUGGUGCGACCUAGAUAGUGGUCUGAUGCAUUGCCAAAACGUCCAGACUGGAACCAAGCAAUGCACAGAGGAGGCUGCCCUGCACGGGUGUCAAACUCCAGUCCUUGAGGGCAGCUGCAGUGUCUGUGGGUUUUCCUUUCUCCAUUGCACUUAACUGAUCAGCCAAUGUUAUUGAUUGGAGGCCAAUGUACACCAGCGGUGUACUAUAUUAGUUAAUGUGCAACAUCCUGAACUUUACAGAUAGAAAUGGAAUGAAUAGACUCUAGACGAUUCCCAUUUCUAGAUGACAGACAAUCAUAUCUAUUCUGCAUAAAACAUUUAUAUCUGAGCGUACUCUAAUGUUGCACCUGAACAGGGCCCAGUUCUAAAUUAGACACUGAUUUAAAAGGGAAAAAUGAAUAUCUGAAUUGUAUAGCGCACACCAUAGAAAAACUGUUUAAAAUAGAAAACACAAACAAGCGUAUCUUAUUGAACAACAUUUCACUCCGUUUCGGGUCACUGUCUUUGAUUUCGUGCCUACUGAACAUGACCCAGCAGACACUGCGGCAGCCCUCCAGGUAUUGAGCCCAGCUGUACAGGCAUAAGCCCUCAGGGUUUUAGUUUGGCUUCAGAGAAGAUGGAUGAUUGCAGUGGGACACCGGGGCUGAAUGUUUACGUCAAAGAGGAGGAGGAGGAGGUGCAGGUGGAGGAUUUCACAUUGAAGGACAAGGAGGCAUUCACAGUGAAGGAGGAAAAGGAGGAGGAAGCUUUCACAGUGAAGGAAGAGGUGUUGACUUUCACGUUUAAAAAAGAAGAGGAGGAGGUUUCAACAUUAAAAGAAGAAGAGGAGGAGGAGGUUAUCACAGUGAAAAUUGAGGAGGAUGGAGGAGAGAGGCCUAGCCCCAGCACCGAGACUAGAUGGGGCUCAAAGAGUGGAAGAAGUUCGAUACAGGAACCGGACUGGCGAGCUCCCGUGGAGAAACCUCACUGCUGUUCCCAGUGUGGAAAAACCUUCUCAGAGUCCGGAAACCUGAAGCAACACAUGCGGACGCACAGCGGAGAGAGACCUUACCACUGCUCCAAAUGCGGGAAACGCUUCAUACAAUUGGGACACUUCAACAGCCACCAGCGCACGCACACGCAGGAGAAACCGUUCAGUUGCGGUGAGUGCGGGAAAAGUUUCUCUCAGAGAAUCAAUUUGAAGAAGCACCAGCUCACGCACUCCGGUGAGAGGCCUUUCCUGUGCUCUGACUGCGGGAAGAGUUUCUCUUCAUCCACCAACCUUAAAAGACACCAGAGCACGCACAGCAAUGAAAAGCCAUUCCAGUGCACCAACUGUGAGAAAAGUUUCACUCAUAUACACCACUUGACACGUCAUCAGACCGUACACACAGGGGAGAAACCUUACACUUGCUCUGACUGUGGGAGGAGUUUCUCCCUCCAGGGGACUUUAAAGAAACACCAGCGCACACACACCGGAGAGAAACCGUACCAGUGCUUGCUCUGCGGGAAGAAUUUCUCUCUUUCAGUGGCGCUGAAGAGACACCAGCUCAUGCACACUGGGGAGAAACCAUACCAAUGCUCUCAGUGCGGGAAGAGUUUCACCCAAAAGGGACAAUUAACUCAACACCAAGGCACACAUGAACUAGAAAAACCUUACCCCUGCUCCCAGUGUGGGAAGAGUUACUCCUCAGCCCCCUCCUUAAAAGCACAUCAGAGGACUCACACAGAGUCAAAGUCACUCGCGAUGACGCCACAUUUCAUUAAGUAAAUUAUUGAACUGGUUGUCUCUGA
Molecule: messenger RNA, 2598 nt
Organism: Coregonus clupeaformis (lake whitefish)
Lineage: Eukaryota; Metazoa; Chordata; Actinopteri; Salmoniformes; Salmonidae
Product: zinc finger protein 436
Exons: 3
Coding region: 1442-2575 (377 amino acids)
Biological process (GO): regulation of transcription by RNA polymerase II
Cellular component (GO): nucleus
Molecular function (GO): RNA polymerase II transcription regulatory region sequence-specific DNA binding; DNA-binding transcription factor activity, RNA polymerase II-specific
Source: RefSeq, a predicted model, not a curated record